UCGCUCCUUUCAAGCGCGAAGCGCCAAUGCUUUUUUGCAUUGUCUAUGUUGCAUCUACGGCCCGGUUGUAUCGAACGAGCGUAACCAUUCCUCUCUAAAGUUCCAGCUUCACUAUCCUGUGCUCAUGGACGCGCCUCAUCUGGACGCCUUGUUAAGCAUCCGCGCAACGCAUCUUUGUCACGAUAAGGUAUGUCGCAGAAGAGUACGUAUCCUGCUAUGGGUAAGCGCCCUCGCCAUCAUACUCUACUGCAGUAUUCUGCAAGAGCAGGAGCAGAGCAGAAAACCUGUCGGACAGCAUGAAACAGUUCACAUCCUCAUGUUCUUCGCUAAAGCUGAGAAGAAUGACCAGCUUCAACAGCAACUUCGAGCCAACAUUAGGUCUUUGGUGAAGCAUGCAACUGGUCGGAUCAAGUACCAUUUCCUGGGCGACGCGAACAGCACCCGGAUCGCAGCCGAUAUCCUGGAAAACGUGUUCGAUACUAUUCCGCACGGAGAGGAUCUAGUCAUACAGGUGCAGACAUACGAAGUCGAAUCGGUCGUCGCGAAAGUAGGACACGACGUAUGGCCUAUUCAGCAGUUGUUUAAAAGUUACCGAAAGAAAUACAAUCUCUUCAACGACAUAUUUUACUUCAUUCCGUUUGCCCUUCACAAGGUCAUUGACCUGUCUGAGGUCGAUCGCAUCAUCAAAGUGGAUGCCGACAUGAGAUUAAUGAACGACAUUCGGAAACUUUGGCGGGAGUUUGAUGAAUUCAAAGAGGAGACAAUAUUCGCGCUGGCUCAAGAGCAACAACCUGUAUAUUAUCAAAGGUUUGCGAAGGCACGCGAGGCUGUUGGUGACGACAGGCUGGGCAUGCCGCCACCUAGUGGCAAACCGGGUUACAAUGGUGGCCUCUACCUUAUCAACCUCGACCACAUGUCGAAAUCUAAGAAAUAUCAAGCGGCGGUAUCUGAGAGAAAUCUGAGAUAUAUAAUGCGAAAGUACUAUUUCACGAAAUCGCAUCUCGGCGACCAAGAAGUGGUGACGAUAUUGGGCAUGGAGUAUCCCGAACUGUUUCACACGCUGCCGUGCACGUGGAAUCGGCAGCUGUGCCGCAAGUAUGCGCGCUCCAUCACCAUGCCCUCGGCUUAG
Priapulus caudatus is the source of this 1129-nucleotide messenger RNA. Its product is annotated as xyloside xylosyltransferase 1-like. Gene Ontology annotation, molecular function: UDP-xylosyltransferase activity. The coding region runs from base 125 to 1129 and encodes 334 amino acids. Lineage: Eukaryota; Metazoa; Priapulida; Priapulimorpha; Priapulimorphida; Priapulidae. The record is from RefSeq and is a predicted model, not a curated record. The transcript is spliced from 5 exons.